GAAGCGAGACGCGUCCAAUCACUGAUGCGUGCGUUCGAGUGAAAAAAGCAAAGCAGUUCCGCAUCGUAUGGUGAAACUUGUGAAGUGACUUUUCUAUAGUUGAGUUUCAUCAUCUCAUCCGUUCUCACCGCACAGUUGCAGGAGAGUGGACGGUAGUCGAUGUGUUGAAAAGUAUGGCUACUAACAAUUAUUUCGGAUUUCCGCACGGUGCAACGCAAUACGGUACCACGGCCACCGGAACAGCUUACCCGACAACGCAAACCGGUUAUGCAGUAGCGACAGCGGCCGCACCGUCAGCAGCAGCAUCUUACGGAACAGCAGCGGCCGCGACAGCGCGCCCCGCCGGAUACGACCAGGCCUACCAAACAGCGGCUACUCCCGGAACUUACGCGACGACUGCAACAGCGGCAACUUACGACUACGGCUACGGCCGUACCACACAGACCUACGACACUAGUAAGACAUACUACCAGCAAGCGGGAGCUGCGGCCGGUUACACUGCGGCCCCGACCGGAUACGACACCACCGGAGCCGGUACCGCCAAGGUAAUCAACUUCCAGCCAGCUACCCAGGCCACGUACACAGCUCAACCGACAAGAGCCACAAUUCAGACGGCCAAGCCUGCUACCCAGUACGGUGGACAAGCGCAGGCCUACGUACCGCAAACCAGCGGCUACUCUCAAACCGUGACCACCGUAAACAGUGCACCUAAAGCGGCUGCAGCGGCACAACCCGUUGCUCAGAACACCAACACCUACUCGGGCUACGAAUCGGCUCUAUACAGCGCUGCCACCAUGUAUGUCGCUCAGCAGCAAAAUAACAAAACCAACAACGCUGUUGGAGGUCAACAGGGUCAGGGCGGCGGUUGGCAAGGUUACAAAAAGGUUCCUAUGGGAAUGCACCCAUUCAACAGACCUCGUGCGAAGGCUCCACCGAAGCCACAGCCCAUUCACUAUUGUGACGUAUGCAAAAUUAGCUGUGCAGGGCCACAGACCUAUCGUGAACAUCUUGAGGGUCAAAAGCACAAGAAGCGUGAACUGCUCCUGAAGCAAGCUACGGAGCCAGGAACUGCGACUCCAGUUAGACCACCGAACAGCUUGCAUUGUGAGCUAUGUGAUGUAACGUGCACAGGAAAUGAUGCAUACGCGGCUCAUGUACGCGGUGCCAAACAUCAAAAAGUGGUUAAAUUGCAUACUAAGCUCGGAAAACCGAUCCCAGCGUGUGACCCUGCACCAAAUACCGACGAGAAGAAGGAUGGUGAAUCUGAUGAACACGACGAAUCGGUUAAACCCGUGGGCAGUGAAUACAUUGAGGAGAUCAUGGACGAUGAGGGCAAACUUGUUAGUUUCAACUGUAAGCUGUGUGAGUGCAAGUUCAACGAUCCGAACGCAAAAGAAAUGCACAUGAAGGGUCGUCGUCAUCGUUUGCAGUAUAAGAAAAAGGUUCAACCAGAUCUGUUCGUAGAUGUUAAGCCUACUCUUAAGCAGAAGAAAAUGGCCGAAGCUCGAGCUCACCGUCAGGCUUUGCAAGAAGAAUACUGGAAUCGUCGUCGAAUGGCUGAAGCCGAGCUAGACGAUGGCGAACACGGAAUGCGUCAGUUCGGGCGACAUCCGUUCUUCGGCAUGCUACCCGGACGUCGUCCGGAAUCUUCGGACGAUCGUCAUGUUGUUGCUCGUCAUGCCGAAAUUUAUCCCAAGGAGGAAGAACUUCAAACCAUUCAACGCAUUGUUUCACACACGGAGCGUGCGCUGAAGCUUGUGUCGGAUGCUAUGACCGGUGGAGGCAAGGAGGAAAAGAAGGAAUCCGAGCCGGAAAAGAAGGAUGGCAAGGAGGAACAGAACAAGCCGGAUGCAAACCAGAUGAUAUCCUUCCACAAAGAAACGGAAGGCGGCAGCGUCCGUUUGCUGAAGGGUGUUAUGCGCGUUGGAUUACUUGCAAAAGGGCUGCUCUUACACGGUGACAAUACCGUUCAUUUGGUCGUACUAUGCGCGGAGAAACCGACGACUUCACUCUUGAAGCGCGUAGUUACUGAGUUACCGAUUCAACUGAAGAAAGUUACCGAGGAGCACAAGUACACAGUCACAAUGGCUCCGGUUGAGGGUGCCGUCAUGGUAACGGAUGCAACAAUAACGGUAAAAAUCUCGCUCACUUCGCCACUGCUGCGUGAAGAAGCUAACAGUACCGCUACGGCCCCCGAGCAGGUCGCCCCGAGCUCGGAAGAUUUACUGCCACGGGAGCCUUGUCUCCAGGCGCUCGCUGCACUGAGACACGCGAAGUGGUUCCAGGCUAGAGCAACUGGACUGCAAUCUUGUGUGAUGAUUAUGAGAAUCAUGCGUGACCUUUGCCAGAGAAUUCCGAUCUGGGGACACAUUUCUCAAUGGGCUAUGGAACUGCUGAUCGAGAAGAUUAUCUCCUCGGCCGGCUGUCCGCUAACUCCUGGAGAAUGCAUGCGUCGCGUCAUGGAAGCGAUCGCUUCGUCCGUACUGGUCAAUGGUCCCGGUAUCCUGGAUCCAUGUGAAAAGGAACACGAAGAUGCUUUGGCAGGAUUGAGCAAACAACAGCGCGAGGAUAUUACCGUAUCCGCUCAGAUGUUCCUUCGGUUUAUUGCUUUUCGGCAGAUCCAUAAGGUGCUCGGAAUGGAGCCUCUUCCACCGCCAAAGUUCGUCGGAAAUCGCAAUUGGCGUUUCAACCGCAAGCGCAGGCGCUCCGGAACCGAGGGAGCUGACAGUGAAGCCGAUGGGAAAAUGGUCAAAAAGGAGGAAAACAAGGGCGAUGGAGGCACCAAUAACGCCGUCAUAGACAUGGAAACCGAAAGCGGAAAGUAGAUGUUUAGAUUUCUCGUUGAUAAGGUAGGUACUUGCUCUGCUAAAAUUUUAACAUACACGUAACAUAAAAUGAGAAAAGAAGUUUAAAAAAUUAUAGAUUAUGGAUUCAAAACAAUUACAAUUAAUCCAUCACGAUAAUAUGUAUUAAAUUACACGAGGAAAUCAGAUUUGAAACAUUAUAACACGGUGUCUUUAAGCGAUAUUAAUCAAUAUGUUGACCUCUUAAUUGAAAUGCAAUAUUCGAGCGAUAGGAGAAAUAACAACCACAAAAUUAUAUCUUCACCUCUCUACCGACAGUCAUCCGUAACCGCGUAUAGCAAUGAAAAUGGGCUAAAUCAUUGAAUGUCAAUUUAUAAUUCUCCGGCGUUUUUUCUCUACCUAAUUGCAACAUCUCCUUUAGUCCGGAACCUUUAGAAAUGAAAACUAAGACUAACUUUAGACUAUCAAAAUUUUUGAUCAGCGAAAACACAGCAACUGUAUGAAUGUAUUUUAUUCUAACUUAAAAUUCAUCUAACCGAAAUUAACAACUAAAAUUUGAAAUCAAGCAAGAAAAUCCUCUUAUAAACGGUAUAUGAACAAAAAAAUACUUACGUAAACACAUACUAAGGUGUUUACUGUCAAGCGUAUGAAGGGCAACAUGUGUAUCGAAAACUAUCCUACAGUAGGUACGUAUGGAAAGAACUAGCGAGCGUCUACUAACACAGUUUUCCAAACUGAGAAGAUGUAUUAGAAGAGAGUAUCAAGUACAGAUAGAAUUAUCCAAUCCACACACACACACACUUGUACUACAUGCAAAUUUUACAAAAUCUGUGGUUGAGCUGAAAAGGCCAAUCCAACAUAGAAACGUUAGGUAUUCCAACAAUUGAAAUGAAAGCAUAAACAUUUUACAACCAUCAAAUUGUUGAUAGGUAAAACGUCGUUCGACGAAUCCAUGCACUAGUGAGUAUGAAAUAAACAAAUUUGAAGUAUUUUCUUCGGACAAA
Molecule: messenger RNA, 3808 nt
Organism: Wyeomyia smithii (pitcher-plant mosquito)
Lineage: Eukaryota; Metazoa; Arthropoda; Insecta; Diptera; Culicidae
Gene: Zn72D
Product: zinc finger RNA-binding protein
Exons: 9
Coding region: 174-2825 (883 amino acids)
Cellular component (GO): precatalytic spliceosome
Molecular function (GO): single-stranded RNA binding; zinc ion binding; double-stranded RNA binding
Source: RefSeq, a predicted model, not a curated record